Molecule: messenger RNA, 537 nt
Organism: Peronospora matthiolae
Lineage: Eukaryota; Oomycota; Peronosporomycetes; Peronosporales; Peronosporaceae
Source: the annotation of a GenBank genome assembly
AUGGUUAACAAGCCUAUGCGAUGCGCGAGCAAGGCCGCCGAGAGCGCGUCUGCACGUCUCUGUGCGGACGCCGAAGCAGAAACCACAGCAACUGAUGUCUCAUCGGUUGCUGAAGCGACCCAGCCUGUGUCACUUGGUGAUGCAGGCGCUGGUCAUGAAGACACUCAUGUCUUCACAGAGUAUGAGCCCGGUGUCUCCUACUCUCCUGAUACGGAAGACGGAUCCGUAUCGACGGCGAUCGAAUCCAAGCCGCCUGCCAAGCGUGGCAUGGAUGAUGCUAUGCGUCAUAGCAUCUUUGGUUCAUCUGAUGAAUCAGAUGAACCAUCGCUGAAGCGAAGGCGGUUGAGGUCGCGAGACUCGGGCGCUAACAGUGGUGUCGGUUCUCCUGUGGACACCACUUCGCAACGAGGUGCCAGUCCUUCUGUCGGCACGUCGCAGGAAGAGCGGGACCGCAAUGUCUUGCGUCUCGCUCCCAAAAAGAAGGCAUGGCUGCCUCCGAAAGUCGGUCAUGGAUCGCUUGUCGGCGACGACGAGUGA